AUGGGAGGAUGGAACAUGCCUAUGUGGUACCAUCUGUUUAUCCAAACUUUCACAGGAGCUGCUCGCGCUUGGUUCGACAGCCUCCCACCUGGAAAAAUCACAUCAUGGGUCGAUUUCAGAACCCAAUUUGUCAACCAUUUUAGUCAACAAAGACGUUACCAGCGCGACACAGCUGAGGUAACGCACAUUUGGCGCAGAGAAAACGAAGGUUUAGAAGAUUUCAUCACUCGCUUUAAUAAGGAGUGUUUGGAAAUUAGUGGUGUAAUCGAACAGCUCAUGCGCGCUCACUUCAAGAAAGCCAUCCGCUAUGAUAGCCUCAUCAGGACCAUCACAGGAAAAGACGGAAUGCCCAAGGAAUGGGAUAAGCUCAUGGAAGCUGCAAAAAUAGUUGCGCAAACUGAAGAGUCAUUGGCCGGUAACAAGAACUCUUACACUGAAGAUAGAUUUUCCAAAGGAAGCUUGCGCGAUAACAACAGGCGCAACAAAGGCAAAAACCCUGGAUGGAAAGCCAGCCAUUCCAGCGGUUAUGAUGAACGAUCUCGAUACAGAGAGGACGCGCACGACACAAUUGAUCACAUUGGUUAUCGAAAGGCAGUCAGGAACGAGAAUCGAGAAAAGCACUGGACUCCGCUCAUCAAUACACCAAAAGAGGUGCUCAUGACGGAGAACCAUGAUUUCAAGGCUCCAAGGCCUAUGACAAACAAGAAGGGGCAGGACCCCAACCUGUACUGUGAUUUCCACAAAGACACAGGUCAUCUGACAGAUGACUGUAUCAGCUUAAGGCAAGAAAUCGAAAAAGCGCUGAAAAGUGGAAAGCUAAGCCAUCUGGUAAAGAAUGUGCGCCAAGAGACACGCUAG
Molecule: messenger RNA, 858 nt
Organism: Helianthus annuus (common sunflower)
Lineage: Eukaryota; Viridiplantae; Streptophyta; Magnoliopsida; Asterales; Asteraceae
Exons: 1
Coding region: 1-858 (285 amino acids)
Source: RefSeq, a predicted model, not a curated record